AUGUAUGAACUGGGUGAUGGAACACGGGAGGGUGAUACAAAAGAAGUUAUGGAAGGGAAUAUCAACAAUAUUGCAAACAAGUUAGCCAAUAUUCUAUACAUCACAAGCGUUUCCAUGAAAGAAAAUUUUAUGGCUCGUAACAAUUUACAAUAUGCAAAGUUCAUAAAUGAUAUGAAAUCCUACUGUGUAAAUCUCAUCCAAUCAGUUAACAACAUAAGUGCAGAUUUUUACAAUCACACAUGUUUACCUGUACAUAUCAUACCUAGAAAUCCAUACAACAAUAUACAAGAUGUGAAUACCAUAACGAAUAAUAUAAGUGUAAAUGAUAGUACAGAAAAAAUUAAGGAAAAUAAAAACAUUCUUCACAUAUUUCAAACCAAGUAUAAAACCAAAAAUUUUAACACCAUCCUCAAAUGUAUUGAAAUUUUUAACGAUACUAUUUUCUCUGCCUUAAACAACAUCCAAUAUGUUAAGGUACUUCCACAAACAUACCAUGAUUCUCAAACAUAUGGAACUGUUAUGUCAGAGCGUUUAAAAAGCAAGGAUAAGGAUUCGGAACACUUGGAAAUGUAUAUUGCCAAGAUCAGUUACGGUCUUUUCUGA
Plasmodium gonderi is the source of this 603-nucleotide messenger RNA. RefSeq lists its product as hypothetical. Bases 1 to 603 code for a protein of 200 amino acids. The record is from RefSeq and is a predicted model, not a curated record. NCBI's taxonomy places the organism in Eukaryota, Apicomplexa, Aconoidasida, Haemosporida, Plasmodiidae. The transcript has a single exon.